CCAACGCAAUAAGAUGAAACUUUUCUUAAACGGAAUUUUACUGGUACUGCUGGCGAUGCUGCUGUUGCCCCAGACUGAGGCAGGAAUGGCAAGCGGCUACUUUGCAGAUCCCGCGCAUCCAGGCAAAUGUGUUAUCAAGCCAAAUCUAAUCUUAAAUCCCGGCCAAAUAGGAAAAUACCCAGAUAUGGAUUGUGCUCGCAUCAUUUGCGGAGAAAACAGCCUUGGACAAAUACACACAUGUGGUGCUGUUGGUGCUCCACCGAAUUGCGAAGUGGAGCCGAUGUUUCCCAAUGCCGACUAUCCUAAAUGCUGCGAAGUGAAAAUGAAUUGUAACUGACUCAAAAUAUAACAUUUAUACAAUUCAUAAUCCAUAUGAAAACAUAUUAAGAUAAUGACAUGCAAAUUAAUUUUUAACACUACUUAACAACAAAUUAUUAUUGGUUUACAUAUAUCCAAGAAUAUAGAAUAACACAUAUAAUGUUCUAUAUAUUGAAAAUGAAUUACAACUAACUCAAAAUACAACAUUCAAACAGUUGAUAUAUAAACGGGAAAAUAUACGGUAAAUUAACCCAUAAAAAACAUAUUAAGCAAAUGACAUGUAAAUUUAUAUUUAAUACAAUUUAAUAAUUAA
Molecule: messenger RNA, 631 nt
Organism: Drosophila albomicans
Lineage: Eukaryota; Metazoa; Arthropoda; Insecta; Diptera; Drosophilidae
Exons: 2
Coding region: 14-337 (107 amino acids)
Source: RefSeq, a predicted model, not a curated record